This is a messenger RNA of Trichosurus vulpecula (common brushtail), 3608 nucleotides long. Its product is annotated as adenylate cyclase type 2. The transcript has 22 exons. Gene Ontology annotation, biological process: cAMP biosynthetic process; adenylate cyclase-inhibiting G protein-coupled receptor signaling pathway; adenylate cyclase-activating G protein-coupled receptor signaling pathway. Gene Ontology annotation, cellular component: plasma membrane. NCBI's taxonomy places the organism in Eukaryota, Metazoa, Chordata, Mammalia, Diprotodontia, Phalangeridae. Gene Ontology annotation, molecular function: adenylate cyclase activity. Bases 1 to 2604 code for a protein of 867 amino acids. The record is from RefSeq and is a predicted model, not a curated record.
AUGGUCAUGUCUUUAACCUCGCAGAAUUGUAAAAUGAAGAGAAUAAUACCGGAGCGUCUUCUGCUCUCUUUACUGCCUGCUCACAUCGCCAUGGAAAUGAAAGCAGAGAUCAUUCAGAGGUUGCAGGGACCCAAAGCAGGCCAGCUGGAAAACACAAACAACUUUCACAAUCUCUAUGUCAAGAGGCACACCAAUGUGAGCAUUUUAUAUGCGGACAUUGUUGGAUUCACCCGUCUGGCUAGUGACUGCUCUCCAGGAGAACUGGUACACAUGCUGAAUGAACUCUUCGGAAAGUUUGAUCAAAUUGCCAAGGAAAAUGAAUGUAUGAGAAUCAAAAUUUUGGGAGACUGCUACUACUGUGUGUCUGGCCUCCCUAUAUCUCUUCCAAACCAUGCCAAGAAUUGUGUUAAAAUGGGACUAGACAUGUGUGAAGCAAUAAAGAAAGUAAGAGAUGCAACUGGAGUUGAUAUCAACAUGCGUGUGGGAGUACACUCUGGAAAUGUCCUCUGUGGUGUGAUUGGUUUGCAGAAGUGGCAAUAUGAUGUCUGGUCUCAUGAUGUUACACUAGCAAAUCACAUGGAAGCUGGAGGUGUUCCAGGGCGUGUUCACAUUACUUCAGUCACCUUAGAGCACUUGAAUGGAGCUUACAAAGUCGAAGAAGGGGAUGGAGAUAUCAGGGACCCAUAUCUGAAGGAACAUUAUGUCAAAACCUAUUUUGUGAUCAAUCCCAAGGGAGAAAGACGAAGUCCUCAGCACCUCUUUAGACCCAGGCAUACGUUAGAUGGAGCCAAGAUGAGAGCAUCUGUCCGCAUGACCCGGUAUUUGGAGUCCUGGGGAGCAGCCAAGCCCUUUGCACACUUACAUCACAGGGACAGCAUGACAACAGAAAAUGGCAAGAUCAGUACCACAGAUGUGCCAAUGGGUCAGCAUCACUUUCAACACCGCACAUUAAGAACCAAAUCACAGAAGAAAAGAUUUGAAGAAGAAUUGAAUGAAAGGAUGAUUCAAGCAAUCGAUGGAAUCAAUGCUCAGAAGCAGUGGCUCAAAUCUGAAGAUAUUCAAAGAAUUUCUCUGCUUUUCUAUAACAAAACACUAGAGAAAGAAUACAGAGCAACCACAUUACCUGCAUUCAAGUAUUAUGUGACUUGUGCUUGUCUCAUCUUCUUUGGCAUCUUUAUUGUGCAGAUACUAGUAUUACCAAAAACAUCUAUUCUUGGGAUUUCCUUUGGAGCUGCAUUUCUCUUGCUUUCCUUCAUCCUUUUCAUCUGUUUUGCCGGACACCUGCUGCAAUGCAGCAAAAAAGCCUCUGCUUCAUUAUUGUGGAUUUUGAAAUCAUCUGGAAUAAUUGCAAAUCGUCCCUGGCCACGGAUCACUCUCACAGUCACCACCACUACCAUUAUAUUAACCAUGGCCAUCUUCAACAUGUUUUUCCUGAAUGAGGCAGAGAUAAUGCUCCCCUCAGAUUUCAACACAUCAAAUUCAAGUUUCCCUGAUGCAACUGACCACAACUCUCAGAAUACACGAAAGUAUUUUUUCCUGCCGUACUUCAUUUACAGCUGCAUUCUGGGCUUGAUAUCCUGUUCUGUUUUCCUACGGAUAAACUAUGAAUUAAAAAUGAUGAUCAUGCUGAUUGCCCUUGUGGGUUACAACAUCAUCCUCUUACAGACUCAUAGCCCUAUACUUGAUGACUACAGUAACUUUCUUGUUAAAAGACCAGGCAUUUGGAAAGACCUAAAGACCAUGGGUUCUGUGUCUCUCUUUAUAUUCUUCGUCACGUUACUGGUUCUGGGGAGACAGAAUGAAUAUUACUGUAGGUUAGACUUCCUAUGGAAGAACAAGUUCAAUAGAGAGCGUGAGGAAAUUGAAACCAUGGAGAACCUGAAUCGUGUCCUGCUGGAAAACGUGCUCCCUGCCCAUGUGGCCGAACACUUCUUGGCCAGGAACUUGAAGAAUGAGGACUUGUAUCAUCAAUCCUAUGACUGUGUCUGUGUCAUGUUUGCCUCUAUUCCGGAUUUCAAAGAAUUUUAUACAGAAUCAGAUGUCAACAAAGAAGGCUUGGAGUGUCUGAGACUCCUGAAUGAAAUCAUUGCUGACUUUGAUGAUUUGCUGUCCAAACCAAAAUUUAGUGGAGUCGAAAAGAUCAAGACCAUUGGAAGUACUUACAUGGCAGCCACAGGACUGAGUGCCACACCCAGCCAAGAACACACACAGGAGCCUGAACGCCAGUACAUGCACAUAGGCACCAUGGUGGAAUUCGCUUUUGCCCUGGCAGCUAAAUUGGAUGUAAUCAACAAACAUUCCUUCAAUGACUUCAAGUUGAGAGUGGGUAUUAACCACGGCCCUGUAAUAGCUGGUGUAAUUGGAGCUCAGAAACCUCAGUAUGACAUCUGGGGCAACACAGUAAACGUAGCCAGCAGGAUGGACAGCACUGGAGUUUUAGAUAAAAUACAGGUCACUGAGGAGACAAACAUCAUCUUACAGACACUAGGAUACAUGUGCACUUGCAGAGGAAUAAUCAAUGUGAAAGGAAAAGGUGAACUGAAGACAUAUUUUGUACAUACAGAAAUGGCAAGGUCCCUUUCCCAGGCAAACGUGGCAUCCUGAAGAAUAUGCCUGGAUUUGGCAAAAUAUAUCCUCUUUUCAGGAAAGUGCCCCACACUUUCUGAAGGCAUUUAUGUUCCCCUGAUUUAAAUGCGUGUGCUAUUUUCUGCUAUCUGGAACUUGUGCAGAAGAGUCUGCAUGCCCCAGUGGGUCACGCAUCUCUUUUCUGACAUGCUGGGACACUUGCAGUGAACACCAAGGGAUUAGACGACUGUACUGCCAUUUGCACUGUGUUUACUCUCAAGAGGAGAAAAGACUGAAACAAAAUGAGGAGAAACAAGAAGAAAAGAAUGAAAGGACUUACAAUAUUAAAAGGAAAACAAAACAAUUCUUAAGGCAAUAAAACUAGGGGGUGUAUAAUAUUUUCUGGUGCAUGUCAUUUUCUGGAAAAUACAGUAGCUCCCCAACCGCAUCCACUAGUCUGAUAUUAAAAUACACAGUAUUUGUAAAUAGGUUGAUUCUGUCCCUCCAUAUUAGUUUGAAUGUCUUCACCUGUGUGUCUCAUAACCAGUGGGAGCCUGCAGGCACUCUGUGAUGUGGUGUUGCCAGUGAUGGUUUUCUAGCACCAUCUUGGAUCUCAUAGCCAAUGGUCCAUUGCCAUCGAUUUCCAGAGAGAGUCCUCACCACACAGGAACAGUUUUGUACAAAAUACAUCAUGUUUUGAAGCCAUUGUCUUUUGUAAGGUUAAUUCAUUAAAAAUUUAUAUGUACUUUGUCUUGUGACUUGUGUCUUUCUCCACCCACCUCUUUUUUUCUCUCUUCUCUGAUAUAACCUAAGGGAUACAGUUCUUACCAGCUGUUCUCCUUCUGACACAUUGGCAACACAUUUCAGAAGGAAGUCCCUAAGCAUCAGGAGGAUGUGAUUUUCUUGAUCAAUUCUAGAAUCAGCCCUGUUUGGCCUCUCCACCACUUUCAGGUAUGAAUGACCUAAGAAGGAUGAAGGUCAAUGGAGGAAAAGCACAAGAAAGGCACCUUGGACACCUGCUACAGGAUGCUGUGACCUGAUAU